GUGAUGGGGAUGGGGAUGGGGAUGGGGAUGUGAUGUGGUGCUACGAGUGCUUGGAGAGCCGAAUCGGCGCCGACUUCUCCGGCGGCGCCGUCUUUCGCUACGGCGUCUCCGAUUCGCCGCUCCCUCUCGCCUCCUCCGCCGUCGUCCAGAUCUAUGUGAAUGGGAGUGAGGGGAAUGCUCCAAGCGAAGGGGUCUCUGAUCAAUUUGUGCUGGUGGGAUUAUCUGUUGAUAAUAAGAAGGAAUGUUUUGAGAAUGGUGUUGUGAAAGAAUGCCACGGCACAGAAAACAACUCCUCCUUAGACCGAGGUCAAUGUGAAAGAGAACUUGAUGUUGGUAGUCCGAGCGAUGGCACUCCAUCUUCCUCGCAAACUAUUUCCUCGUCUGGAAGAGUGAAUCUAAUUUAUUUUGAACAUGGAAAUUCCUUGUCCAACUUUUGCAAACAAUCACCAUGUGUUAGGAUGAUCGCUGCAUUAACCCCUGUUUCUCAUGUUGGUGAAGCCUCAAGCAUCACGAUCAGAGAGAUAGUUUCGAAAUACUUAUGUGGAUCAACAGAAGACCAUGUGAUUUCAUCCUUAAAUAUGCUCGCCGAACGGAAAGUGAGUGGGUGGCAUGGUGUGAAUUUCUUAAAUUUAGUAGGAUUUUCUUCAUUUGAUGGCACUUCUACUACUGAUAUUGUGAGACAUCCCAAUAUCUGCCCUGUUUUAGGUGUUCUGGAAACACCAGAUUAUUGCUAUCUAUUGCAUCCGAAGGCUCCUUAUACUCUGGAAAAUAUCCUUCACUACAGUCCCAAGGCUUUUCAGUCAGAUUGGCACGUUAGAUUUUUUAUCUACCAGAUAAUUUCUGCUUUGGGUUAUCUUCAUGGUUUAGGUGUUUCUCAUGGCAAUAUAAGCCCUUCCACCAUACUUUUAACCAAUUUUCUUUGGCCUUGGCUGAGUGUUAGUGACAUGCGCCUUUUAAAAAGUAACUCAAGAUUGAAAGAUUCUAAUUGUCCUUCCUCAAGCUCAGGCUGUUUAAGAGAAGACUGUCCUUGCCGAACUAUAUAUUCAGAAUCUAAGUUGUCAAUGUCUGUAGACUUUCAUUCUAAUUUUAAGAGAUGGUGGGAGGGUGAAUUAAGCAAUUAUGAUUACCUUCUUGUGUUAAACAAGUUAGCUGGUAGAAGGUGGGGCGACCAUACAUUCCACACUGUAAUGCCUUGGGUUAUAGACUUUACUGUGAAACCCGAUGAACGUUCGGAUUUGGGGUGGAGAGACCUCACGAAAAGCAAAUGGCGAUUGGCAAAAGGCGACGAACAAUUGGACUUCACUUAUUCAACAUCUGAAGUUCCCCACCAUGUUUCUGACGAAUGCUUGUCUGAAUUAGCAGUAUGCAGCUAUAAAGCAAGAAGGCUACCUUUAGCAAUUUUGAAAUCAGCUGUUAGAUCUGUGUAUGAGCCUAAUGAGUACCCCUCAAGCAUGCAGAGACUUUAUCAGUGGACCCCAGACGAGUGCAUCCCGGAAUUUUAUAGUGAUCCUCGAAUUUUCAUUUCUCGCCAUUCUGAGAUGAUCAAUCUCGCUGUUCCAUCAUGGGCUUCAAAUCCAGAAGAGUUUAUUUUGCUGCAUCGAGAAGCGUUAGAAAGUGAACGUGUCUCACGACAACUUCAUCAUUGGAUUGACAUAACAUUUGGGUAUAAGCUUUCCGGCCUGGCUUCUGUAGAAGCCAAGAACGUGAUGUUGCCCGUGAGUGAUCCAUUGAGGCCAAAGUCUAUUGGCCGUCGACAGCUUUUUACAAAAGCUCAUCCGAUGCGCCGUGGUAUCACUCCUCACUCCAGUUAUUGCACUAAUAAAAAAUCAUGUAUUAAGUGCCAAAAACAAGCAAAUAAUAUAAACAUAAAUGGAAACAUGGUUUCAGCUACCAGUAACAAUCAUCUUUCACAGACUCAUUAUUUGGAAGAUUUAGAAGCAGCAAUGGUAUUUUCUGAACAUGCGCGCCAUUUAAAUCCAAUCUACAAUUACCGUGAAGAUAUUAUUGAGAAUUGUUCUUCACUUGAUAAUCCACAAAGCAUGCAUUCAGGGAUGGAGAUUUUAGAACAGCCCAACAGUGCUUUACCGCUUCCACCUGAAUUCGAUUUUGCCUCCUUUGUUGAAAACUUUGAAGCGGAUGAUACCACCUAUAUGGGAUUUCAAGAAUUGUUGCACUGGAGACAAAAAUCAUCUACUUUGGGGGUGCAUUCUGAAAAUUGCGCUGAUGAUAUAUUUUCUAUUGGAUGCAUAUUGGCCGAGCUCUAUAUCCAGAGGCCGCUUUUUGAUCCUGUCUCACUAGCUGCAUACAAAGAAAGCGACAUAUUACCAGGAGCUCUGCAAGAAUUGUCUUCUCCUGUUGCACUUCUUGUUGAAGCAUGUAUCCAAGGAGAAUGGAAUAGGAGGCCAUCUGCAAAAUACCUUUUGGAGUCGCAAUACUUUCCUCCGUCAGUUCGAUCGGCAUACAUGUUUCUCGCUCCACUUCAACUCUCGUCUAAAUCCAAGUAUCGUCUUCAGUAUGCUGCUAAGCUCGCUAGUGAAGGAGCUUUGAAAUUAAUGGGAUCGUUUGCCGCUGAAAUGUGCGCCCCUUACUGCUUACCUCUUGUAAAAUCACCUCUCUCCGAUGCUGAAUCUGAGUCAGCUCUGUGUCUUCUGAGAGAAUUUUUAAAGUGUUUGAAGAACCAAGCAGCAAAAGAAUUGAUCUUGCCCAUCAUUCAGAAGAUCUUACAGGCAUCGGAAUAUUCACAUCUGAAGGUCUCUAUCCUCCAAGAUUCCUUUGUUAGGGAUUUAUGGAAGAAAUUGGGCAAACCAACAUAUCUUGAGAAGGUUCAUCCUUUAGUCAUUUCAAAUUUAAACAAUUCGCCUAACAAGAUAGCUGCUUCUGCUGCUGCUGUUGUUCUGAUUGGCUCAAGUGAAGAGCUUGGCAUUCCCAUUACAGUUCAUCAGACAAUCUUGCCACUAAUCCAUUCUUUUGGCAAAGGCCUUUGCGCUGACGGAAUUGAUGCUCUGAUUAGAAUAGGUGCUCUUCUUGGAGAAAAAUUUAUCGUCAAACAACUUCUACCUUUAUUAAGGAAUGUUGUUCUCUCCUGUAUCGAAGCGUCGCAGAUGAAUAAACCUGAGCCUCAGCAAAGCUGGAAUUCGUUAACUUUAAUCGACUGUUUUUCCGCUUUGGCUGGUCUGGUUUCUGCCCUUCCUGUGAUGGUGGUUCUUAAAGAGCUAGUUCAGGAUCAAAUUUGCCUGCAUGUUAAGGUUCUCUUGCAAUCUCAGUUCGAUCUUCGUGUGACGCAGGUUGCUGCGAUUGCGCUUGUCGGUCUUUGUCAAAGGAUUGGACCAGAAUACACUUCUAUGUAUAUUUUGCCAAAUCUGAAAGAGCUUUUUGCUGAACUAGCUUUUUCUCAAAUAACCUUUGGACCAACUCCCUCUGGGAGAAGCUUGAAAAUCUCCAAAUUGAAAUUAGACGACGAUGUUAAGAUUGAAUCCAGAAUGGACCUCGUGUUACUUCUGUAUCCUUUCCUGGCAUCACUUCUGGGCAUAGAGAAGAUCCGGCAAUGCUGUUCUACAUGGUUUCUUUUGGAGCAAAUGCUUCAAAAAUGUUAUAAUUGGAAGUGGGAAUCUUUUGGUGAGACUUCUAAAAGUGGCGAAUCAUCAAAGUCUCAAAGGCUUCAGGUUGUUACAUAUUCUUCAGCUGAACACAAUCCAGCUAAACUGUUGCUUAAUGGGGUUGGAUGGUCCAUACCGCAAUCUCAAGGAGUUAAAGGUGGUAUGACUAUAACAGACUCCACAAAGGAAAAUGAUCUCGAACAAUUGACACUUGCCACUAAUUUAUUGGCCCCAAAUUUCGAAAACCACGAACCUUGGUUUUGGUUUCCGAGCUGUGAUUCUAGUUGGGAUGGCCCUGACUUUCUUGGACGGAGUGGUGGGCUGAAAGAUGAAAUUCCUUGGAAGAUAAAAGCAUCUGUGCUUCACUCUGCCCGGGCUCACCCUGGUGCGCUUAGAUCGAUAGUUGUUUGCGAUGAUGAGUGCACGGUUUUUACUGGUGGAGUUGGUCCUGGGUUCAAAGGGAGUAUUCAAAGGUGGGAGUUGCCUAAGAUGAACUGCAUAUCUGGUUAUUAUGGACAUGACGAGGUUGUUAAUGCUAUAUGCCUACUUUCGACGACUGGAAGAAUAGCCUCUUGUGAUGGUACAAUUCAUGUAUGGAGUGCACAAACUGGGAAGCUUAUAGCAGCCUAUGCAGAGUCCUCGACAAACUCUCCACAUCAAACCAUAGCAAAGAUGAAUGCAGACCAGACAAAUAUGCUUACUCCGAGCGCUUUAUCUGGUGGAAUUUUGUCUAAUGCAUUCAGUGGUAGUUUGUAUACCUGCAUGCAUUACCUUGAAUCUGAUGAAAAGCUGGUAGCUGGCGUAGGAAAUGGUUCACUCAGGCUCAUUGAUGUUGUUCGGGACCAGAAGCUGCAUUUGUGGAGGACUGACUCAUCUGAGCAUUCGUUUUCAUCUCUUGUAUCUGCUAUCUGCUCUUGUGGGUCCAAAAAGUUAGGGUUAGAGGGUUCUCUGGCUUCAUCAUCCUGGAUAGCGGCAGGACUGAGCUCAGGCCAAUGUAGAUUGCUCGACAUGAGGAGUGGGAAUGUUAUUGCACUUUGGCGAGCCCAUGACGGCUAUAUUACAAAGUUGGCUGCUCCAGAGGAUCAUUUGCUGGUGUCCAGUUCACUUGACAAAACUCUGCGAGUGUGGGACCUAAGAAGGAACGUAGCAACCCCGUCAAAUGUUUAUCGAGGCCAUUCUGAUGGCAUCUCGAGCUUCUCCGUGUGGGGCCAGGACGUGAUUUCUGUUUCCAGAAACAAGAUCGCGUUGACUUCCCUCGCCAGAUCAACAGAUGAAAUUGGCGGGGAGCAGCGGCUUAUACCUCGGAAACUUUAUUCUGCUGAUAAGGGGAUGAGGAAUCUGUCGAUUCUGUCGACCGUCAGCGUGCUUCCUUUCUCGCGAUUGCUUCUUGUCGGAACUGAAGAUGGUUAUCUUAAAAUCUGCUGCUAGCUCUUUUCAAAUUUUUAUGAUAUUCUACCUUCUUUUUUCAUGGAAAUUUGUUGUAUAUGGGAUGUAAAAGGUGCUGUGUGAAACUAUCUUGUGGCACUGGUGUAUUUUAAAGCAAGUAGAGAAGGUAAAACUGCCGGAGUAUCAACAAUUUGUUCAAAUUUUCGUCUUUUAAUUUUUGUUUCUCUUCAUCAUUUCGUGAUUAGUUAGCCGGUCAUUCGAGAGACUCGAAAUUCAAAUGCCAUCUUAUGAGUGCAUCUAUGUAUCUUCUCAUUCCUUGAAUUCGAUUAUGCUUUCGAAAUA
Messenger RNA from Ananas comosus (pineapple), 5324 nucleotides. Its product is annotated as protein GFS12. Bases 33 to 5024 code for a protein of 1663 amino acids. Lineage: Eukaryota; Viridiplantae; Streptophyta; Magnoliopsida; Poales; Bromeliaceae. The record is from RefSeq and is a predicted model, not a curated record. Gene Ontology annotation, molecular function: protein binding; protein kinase activity; ATP binding. Gene Ontology annotation, biological process: protein phosphorylation. The transcript has 17 exons.